AUGUAUUUCUUUUACUCUUCCUUUUGUUUUGUAGCUUUUGUGUACGGUGGGGGAUCUUAUUGCGCAGUUCCGAGGGAAAGGGCGAGUUUCUUUCUUGGUGGUCGUGGGAGAGGGAAGUGGGGAGCCCGUCUCGUCGUCAAAUGCUCGAAUGUUCAUCAUCGUUGCGGCUCUAUGCCAGGGAAAGCUGCGUCCGCUGCCGACUGCCUCGUAACAUAA
Messenger RNA from Colletotrichum abscissum, 216 nucleotides. RefSeq lists its product as uncharacterized. The transcript has a single exon. The record is from RefSeq and is a predicted model, not a curated record. NCBI's taxonomy places the organism in Eukaryota, Fungi, Ascomycota, Sordariomycetes, Glomerellales, Glomerellaceae. Bases 1 to 216 code for a protein of 71 amino acids.